Messenger RNA from Ceraceosorus bombacis, 1331 nucleotides. The record is from the annotation of a GenBank genome assembly. NCBI's taxonomy places the organism in Eukaryota, Fungi, Basidiomycota, Exobasidiomycetes, Ceraceosorales, Ceraceosoraceae.
CGAAUGGUCGAUAAAAUGCUUUGGUGACUUGUGCGCAAUCAGAAUCAUAGGUGGUGAGUAGGAUUUCGAGAGCUUGGCAAGGAGAGACAUGCCUGCCCGACUCGUCACUUGCGCGUCUUGUCUUGAAACCACCAUCAAAGGCACCGUACUCCUUGUCCCGCAUUCGUGAUUCAUGGUUUGCAUGCAUCUCACGACACAGCAGGAGAGCUUCGCAUCGGCCGUUGCACGCGCCCACACCUGAACGUCGUGCAGGCCUUUAACAGGAGCAAAACGUACUGAGUAGAACGAGACACCUGUGCGCCGAAGCUAUCUCUACUGGCAACAUUCAUUUUUUCGGCGCUACCUCGACUCAACCCAUUCGACCAGAAAGCCCCCACACUCGUACAGACCUGAAGCACAGCAGCUCCGCUUGCCGUUUUGGCUCACCGUGACCCCCAAAACGGCACGACAGUCUUGGAUGGAUUGCCGCGAAGCAUCAAAGGGCGAGUCACGGUGUGGAGGAUCCAAGCACCCUCACGCUCCACUUCUUCCCACUCAAUUUGGCGAUCUUCACCUUCAUCGACGUGUGACAACAGAACUUUGCUGCUCGCGCCGAGCAUGCAAACGUGGGACGGUACCACCGCGCAGUGGCCAUCCGAAUGGCAAAUAUCGCCGAGCGACGAGCAGUCAGGGCCAAGUAAUGACCCGCUCGUCGCUCAUCCCCUCAUCGAGCCACACGUCAGCAUUCAACCGCCCUCGCAAAUUUGCGGACCCUUCCCAAGCCAGACCGAUCACUUUCCCCUUCCUGCACUAAACAAUUUUGGGCAACCGCUUCUUCUAGAUUGCGACCCUCGUCUUUUCGGAGAUGCUCAAACGUCCCGCCCACACGAUGAUCACAACGUGACGAACCAGCUAAUAUCGCCAGAGUUGCUUGAAAAUAACCUCAAAUUUGGACCGCAACCCUCACAAGGUUUCAAGAGAAAGGUGAGCUUUGAACGAGAGUAUCACUGUCGCGAUGACAUGAUCGCCAAUCUAAUCACGGCGCUCGAAUGAUGGAUGCCCAGCGUCCGCAAAGUUGGUGAGUGCAAAGUCAGCGAAGUACGUUGAGAGCGUGACUUGACCCAGAUGCCCUUUCAGCGACAAUUGCCGUUCACGCAAGGUACGCUGCACGCGCACGCCGCCGGACAGCUCCACUACGGACCAUCGUUGCCUGCCAUGCCAAUCUGUGGAUGGGUGAGUGGCGCCCUCGCGCUUUUGAGACGCAAAUGAGUUUACCUCUGGCGACCUCUCUGUUGCAAGUUCUUGCACCUAUGACUACAUUCCAAAAAGACCCGGUCCACAAAGCUCGUGAG